Messenger RNA from Ylistrum balloti, 1175 nucleotides. Its product is annotated as cilia- and flagella-associated protein 161-like. Lineage: Eukaryota; Metazoa; Mollusca; Bivalvia; Pectinida; Pectinidae. The transcript has 7 exons. The record is from RefSeq and is a predicted model, not a curated record. Gene Ontology annotation, cellular component: motile cilium. The coding region runs from base 7 to 867 and encodes 286 amino acids. Gene Ontology annotation, biological process: cilium assembly.
CUGAAAAUGAAUGUGAGAACGUAUAACCCAUCUGUUCGGGUUGGAAAUUGGAAUGAAGAUAUCCAGUUGGAAGAGGACACUUUGAAAGAUUUCCUAGAGAAAAGAGAAAAGGGGGAGCUCUCAUCCCAGAAGCGCUCCAAACUCUCACAGAUGCUGUUCAAGCCGGUCUCUCUGAGUAUCUCCAGAGAUGGAUGUGUCCACUAUGGAGAUGUUGUAGUCUUACAGUGUCUUGGGGCACAAGACCGAACCCAGUACACAAAUAACGGACCCCGCAAUACUUGUAAUUUGGCUGUUACUCCUCAAGCUAGUAACCUCUUACAGUUGACAAAGUUGGAGGGUACCUGUGAUGUGUCUGGAAGUACUUCAUUGGAGCCAAAUCUCCGAAGCUCCUUUGUUAUCACGGGAUGUGAACCCUACCAGGCAAAAGGUCAAAAGUUGUGUUAUGGUCAGGACUUUUUCCUCUGUACAAUGGAUGGAGAUGGUGGUAAUUUAUACCUACAAAGUGACAGGGCAACAUUGGAGAAGUCUGCCAAUCGUUCUCGUCAUCAGGCUGUAACAUUUGUCCCUCAACCUUCAGCACUCACAAAGUGGAGGAUACUCUACUAUGACCCAAGGAUGAGGAUGGAAAAUGAAGGUCUUCCAGUGCCAGCGAACAGUAUAGUGAUCAUUAGCCACAUGAAGACCAACCACAACUUAGCAGUGGAAGAGAACUUUGUCAUGAGAACUCCUUUUGGACACAGAGAGUAUGAAAUUUCUGCCAACACAUACCUAGAUUCUCACCGAGCAGAGAAGGAUGUGAAUCGCUGGAUGAUAAUGAUGGGUGUACCUGGUGAUGAGAUCCGUCCAGUUGUUCCAGACAGCCAAUGACAAAAUCGUUGUAUGAGUGAGAAUUAUCAAAACAUUUGGACUUAUCUGUGAUCAUAUUGACCAUUUUGAAAACUUUUCACCAAAGUCUUAAACAAACUCUUAUGCAAGUGAACAAGGAUACAUCAACGUUUUACACAACUGAGGCUGUUUUUUAACAAAGCAGAUCAAUAUGCAGAAAAUUGUACACACACUGCAGGACUUAUAUGGAAAUAUCCUCAGAAUGUGUAUGUAUAGUGAAAUGUUAUAACAAUAUGUACAACUUUCUGCAAAUUUAAGAUUGAAAUGAAAUAAUAAAAAGGUAAAAAGAA